Molecule: messenger RNA, 3833 nt
Organism: Gymnogyps californianus (California condor)
Lineage: Eukaryota; Metazoa; Chordata; Aves; Accipitriformes; Cathartidae
Gene: DLGAP1
Product: DLG associated protein 1
Exons: 12
Coding region: 238-3165 (975 amino acids)
Biological process (GO): signaling
Cellular component (GO): glutamatergic synapse; postsynaptic specialization
Molecular function (GO): molecular adaptor activity
Source: RefSeq, a predicted model, not a curated record
CAACCAUCUGCUCAAGCUGCUUGAGAACAGUCUUCUGUGCAAAUGGCAUGAAAGAACAGUCAAGCAUCAAAUAUUGGAACUGACAUCUGAAUUAAAGAGUGUGCAAAAAAUCUCUUCCCUCUUUAACUAUUGAAACAAACUAAAAUGGAAAACUGACUAAAGGAGGCCUUUCUCUGAGAUCUGCCCGUUGCAUAGCCAUACAUAUUAGAUGACUUUGGGACUUGCUUUACAUCAACGAUGAAGGGAUUAUCUAGCAGCCGUAGUCAUCAUCAUGGGGUUGCCUGUGACCCUCCGUGUGACAGUCUGCCACACCACCCGGACAGGAAGCCAUAUUUGUUAAACCCGAUGGACCCCCAUCCUGCCGACCACCCUUACUACACUCAAAGGAACUCUUUUCAGGCAGAGUGCAUGGUGCCCUACAGCGAUCAGAUUGCCAGCAGCACGUUUCCCCGGAGGCAUUACAGUUCCCACCACGAACUCAAGGAUGAGUGUGCUCUGGUUCCCCACGGAACUGUCAACAAGACCAACCGCAUUCCUGCCAACCUCUUGGACCAGUUUGAGCGGCAGCUGCCUCUGAAUCGGGAUGGCUACCACACUCUGCAGUACAAGCGGACUGCCAUGGAGCACCGCAGUGACAGCCCAGGGCGGAUCCGGCAUCUGGUUCAUUCUGUCCAAAAGCUCUUUACCAAGUCCCAUUCACUGGAGGGGCCAUCCAAGGGGAGCGUCAACGGGGGCAAAGCAAGCCCGGAGGAGUCGCAGACGAUGAGGUAUGGGAAGCGCAGCAAGAGUAAAGAAAGGCGAUCAGAAGGUAAGCCCAGAUCCAAUGCAUCAGGAUGGUGGAGUUCAGAUGACAACUUGGACAAUGAUGUUUGCAUUUAUCAUGGUCCCAGUGGGGUCAUGACCAUGGGAAGAUGCCCUGAUCGUUCUUCUUCCCAAUACUUUAUGGAAGCCUAUAACACUAUUAGCGAACAUACUGUGAAGUCAUCCAGAAGCAAUAAUGAUGUCAAAUGCUCUACCUGUGCAAACCUGCCUGUGAAUUUGGACUCCCAGUUAAUGAAGAAAAGCUCUUGGUCCUCUACAUUAACCGUGAGCAGAGCCCGUGAAGUUUACCAGAAAGCAUCAGUUAACAUGGACCAGACAGUGGUGAAGGCAGAGACGUGUCAACAGGAACGGUCAUGUCAGUACCUCCAGGUUCCUCAAGAUGAAUGGACUGGAUACACUCCACGAGGGAAAGAUGAUGAGAUACCCUGCCGACGAAUGCGUAGUGGCAGUUACAUCAAAGCCAUGGGGGAUGAUGACAGUGGAGACUCAGACACAAGUCCGAAGCCAUCUCCAAAGAUUGCUGCACGGAGAGAGAGCUAUCUCAAGGCCACCCAGCCAUCCCUUACAGAGCUCACCACCCUCAAGAUAUCCAGUGAACACUCGCCAAAGCUUCAGAUCCGGAGCCACAGUUACCUGAGGGCGGUGAGCGAAGUAUCCAUCAACAGGAGCCUGGACAGCCUGGACCCCGCAGGGCUGCUGACGUCCCCCAAGUUCCGCUCCCGCAAUGAGAGCUACAUGAGAGCCAUGAGCACCAUCAGUCAGGUGAGUGAGAUGGAAGUGAACGGUCAGUUCGAAUCCGUCUGCGAGUCGGUGUUCAGUGAACUCGAGUCUCAGGCAGUGGAGGCACUGGAUCUGCCCAUGCCGGGCUGCUUCCGCAUGAGGAGCCACAGCUACGUCAGAGCCAUUGAGAAGGGCUGCUCCCAGGAUGACGAGUGCAUAUCGCUGCGGUCCUCAUCUCCCCCACGUACAACCACCACGGUGAGGACCAUCCAGAGCAGUACUGUGUCAUCCUGCAUUACUACCUAUAAGAAGACACCGCCUCCAGUCCCACCAAGAACUACCACCAAACCGUUUAUUUCCAUCACAGCCCAGAGCAGCACAGAGUCUGCCCAAGAUGCAUAUAUGGAUGGGCAUGGACAGAGAGGAGAUAUCAUCAGUCAGUCUGGACUUAGCAACUCCACGGAGAGCUUGGACAGUAUGAAGGCGCUAACAGCUGCUAUUGAAGCUGCCAAUGCACAGAUCCAUGGCCCUGCAAGUCAACAUGUAGGGAACAAUACUGCCACUGUCACCACCACCACAACCAUUGCCACCGUUGCAGUAGAAGAUAGAAAGAAGGACCACUUCAAGAAAAACAGAUGCUUAUCUAUUGGAAUACAGGUUGAUGGUGCUGAAGAAUCCACCAAAUCAGGUGAAAAUAAAGCAACCAGUAAGUUCCAGUCCAUAGGAGUUCAAGUAGAGGAGGAGAAGUGCUUUCGCAGGUUUACACGAUCUAAUAGUGUAACAACAGCUGUGCAAGCAGACUUGGAUUUCCAUGAGAACUUUGAAAUAAUCGACCCUCAAGAGGACAAUACGUGUUCUGGACAAAUAUCAAGACAAUUUUCCCGAGAUGCAAGCACCUCUACUGUUAGCAUACAAGGGUCAGGAAACCAUUAUCAUGCAUGUGCCGUGGAUGAUGACUUUGAUACAGAUUUUGAUCCGUCAAUUUUACCUCCUCCUGACCCCUGGAUUGACUCUAUCACCGAAGAUCCUCUGGAAGCUGUUCAAAGGUCAGUGUGCCCACGAGAUGGCCACUGGUUUCUGAAGCUACUUCAGGCAGAGAGAGAUCGUAUGGAGGGCUGGUGCCAACAGAUGGAGAGAGAAGAACGGGAAAACAACCUACCUGAGGACAUUCUAGGGAAAAUUCGAACUGCAGUGGGCAGUGCCCAGCUUCUCAUGGCCCAGAAAUUUUACCAGUUCAGAGAACUUUGCGAAGAAAACCUGAAUCCUAAUGCACAUCCACGGCCGACCUCCCAGGAUUUAGCAGGGUUUUGGGAUAUGCUGCAGUUGUCCAUAGAAAAUAUUAGUAUGAAAUUUGAUGAACUUCAUCAGUUAAAGGCCAAUAAUUGGAAACAGAUGGAUCCUCAUGACAAGAAGGAGAGAAGGGUCCCUCCUCCAGUGCCAAAGAAGCCAUCGAAAGGUCAGGUGCCACUCAUACGAGAACGCUCUCUGGAAAGCUCGCAGCGUCAAGAGGCCCGGAAACGGCUGAUGGCUGCCAAGCGCGCUGCAUCGGUCCGCCAGAACUCAGCUACCGAGAGCGCCGAAAGCAUUGAGAUAUACAUCCCCGAAGCCCAGACCAGGCUAUGAAGGGAUCCAACCGGGAGGACUCUCUCUGGCAAGACAAGCCUCAUGUAUAAUCUGCCCCUCUAGGCUCCUGCUCAAGGUCACUACGAAGUAUUUGUACCUCCUCCUCCUCCUCUCUCUCUCGCUCUCUCUCCCCUCCUCUCCCCCUCCCCUCUCUCUGUACACAGCCGCCCCGAUGCUCCCAGUGAACUCCACUGCCGUGGCGUAGUUGUCGGUCCUCCGAGAGAUGUCCUCUAAUCACCCUUGCUUUCUGAAGGUUCGCCCAUGUCAUCACGAUGCUUUGUCACAUGUACUGAUGCUGCCACUUUGCCUCAUGUAAACGAGUACGAUCCUUUUUUUUUUUUUGUUUGAAACAAAUAAACGCAGCGCUCAGACUUCCACACACCCGCGCACCUGUACAGUAGAUACUCCGUUUAACUUACUCAUGAUCUUUAGUUGACCUAAAGCUAGUCUGUUACCCAGUGUACAGCAAUAUCAAACUGUAGGGGACUUUGGAAAUUUCAGUCAUGCAGGGUGAUCCUUUCGGACUCUGCCGUCUUCCUCACAAAAGAUGAAAGGAGCUAUGACUCGGAUUCCCUUCUUUUUAUUACUGUUUUUUUUAAAGCAGAUGGCGCACUUUAUUCUAAACCUCUGAAUCACACCUUCUCACCUGAAUUUAAGGAGUCACACAA